Molecule: messenger RNA, 1174 nt
Organism: Choloepus didactylus (southern two-toed sloth)
Lineage: Eukaryota; Metazoa; Chordata; Mammalia; Pilosa; Megalonychidae
Exons: 2
Coding region: 1-477 (158 amino acids)
Source: RefSeq, a predicted model, not a curated record
AUGGGCCUUCAUGAAUCAGUACUGAACCAAGUGUCGUACGUGCGGCCCGCCGAGCCGACUUUCCUGGCUCGCUUCAAAGAAAGGGUCGGUUACAGGGAAGGACCCACUGUUGAAACCAAGAGAAUCCAGCCUCAGCUCCCAGAUGAAGAUGGUGAUCACAGCGACAAGGAAGAUGAACAACCUCAAGUGGUGGUUUUGAAAAAGGGAGACCUAUCAGCUGAAGAAGUCAUGAAAAUUAAAGCAGAGAUAAAGGCUGCCAAAGCAGAUGAAGAACCAGCUCCAGCUGAUGGAAGAAUCAUGUAUCGAAAACCAGUCAAGCGUCCCUCAGAUGAAAAAUAUUCAGGUUUAACAGCAAGCUCAAAAAAGAAAAUGGCAAAUGAAGAUGAAAUAAAUAAGGACUCAGUUAAAAAGAACUCACAAAAGCAAAUAAAAAACAAUAGCCUCCUUUCUUUUGAUAAUGAAGAUGAAAAUGAAUAAGCAUACACAUUUUGGACUUAGUCUCCUUGGGGAGUAUAAGGGGUAUUUUUUUUUAAUAACUUUUUUUUCCUAUUUUAAAGAUAAUACAAGUUCAUUAUAGGAGAUUUAGAAAAUACAGAAAAAAAUUUAAUAAGAUAAAAACUAUGUCCAGCUUUCAAUACCCCUCUGACUUGAAAUGCUAACAGUAUAAAAGUUAACUACCAUUAAUAUUUUAUUUCUCAUAUGUGUGGGUGUGCCCCUGUAAAUUAUAUAUUUUUUAAACAAAAUUGAGAUUUUAUUGUAUAUGUUCAGUGUCCUGCCUCUCACUUGACAUUAACUGUGAACAUUUUCCAAGUCAAAAAACUUUAAAACCUGACAUUUAUAGCUACAAGGGAUUUCAAAAUUAAAUGGAACCCCUAUUGCAUCCUUCUUAUUAGUGGAACCCUGCUUAGGGUGAGGGAGAUGAUAAUGUGCCUAAUUAAAAAUACCUCCCCAACUCCUGCUAGGGGAGGCCGUAUGACUCAGCUCUGGCAAAAUUAAGAGCUACAAGUGGAAGUCUGCUCAGUAAAGCUACUGGGGUUUUUUUGUACAAAAGGGAAAGCCUGAACCUUUGCCAUUUUCCCUUUAUACUGCCUGGAGCACGGACUUGGAACCUAGAAGUACCUAGACAUGUUUAGGCAUGAGGAAGCCAGCCACUUGCUCUGGAUGAUACAGUGGA